Oreochromis niloticus (Nile tilapia) is the source of this 10885-nucleotide messenger RNA. It is a transcript of the gene larp4b, whose product is annotated as La ribonucleoprotein 4B. The transcript has 17 exons. NCBI's taxonomy places the organism in Eukaryota, Metazoa, Chordata, Actinopteri, Cichliformes, Cichlidae. Gene Ontology annotation, biological process: positive regulation of translation. Gene Ontology annotation, cellular component: cytoplasmic stress granule; cytosol. The record is from RefSeq and is a predicted model, not a curated record. The coding region runs from base 688 to 3000 and encodes 770 amino acids. Gene Ontology annotation, molecular function: mRNA 3'-UTR binding.
UGGGAUGUCCGGUAAAGCUGCGCUGUAGACGAUCUUUGCGCUGCACACGAAAAGGAAAGGAAACGCCGACUUCUCCAUUCCAAACCCCCCUCUUCUCUCUCUCAUCUUUAGCAGGAGCGAAUGUUUGAUCGAUCGGAAGCUGGAAGACGAGUCACGUUUAUUUCUCACUUUUUAGGCUUCCCCUGAUUGUUUGUGGACUGGCCUCCCUCCCUCAGAGCCUGCUGUUGACCGUGAGGGAUUUUGCUUCCAGACGCCAGUUUUCAUCGACUGCACAAACUUGAUAGGCAGGCAAGCUAGCUAGCUAGCCACCUAGCUAACUUGCUAACUAGCUUGCAGUGUUGUUAAGGGGGACCUCGUUUUCCUUUCUUUUUUCCCCCCCUUCCCCUUGUCAGUGUUGGAGUGUUUUUGUUAUUGCGCUGUAACUGGCUGUGGGUGCGUCCCCUGACACCUGAAGACUGUUUGCGGGUGAAGUUUAAGCCGGUUGUUCGCAGCUAGCGUGCUCGAUACAGCUUGCUAGCUCGCUAGCUAACACCCUGCGCAUUUAGCCUGGAAGCCAGUUCGAGGCCUCAGUCCAGCACCACCUCCAGCAGCAGCUACCACAGUGUUUGCAGAGCCGUAUAGUGAGAGUUGACAGCUUACUUGGUGACACAGAGACUUCUCCCUGAGGAGCCAAGAAGCAGACGGCUCAUGACUUCUGACCAGGACACGAAAGUUGUAGCUGAACCACAGGUGCAGCAAGUACAAGAGGCAAAAGAGAACUCUCAUUUGGAAUCUGCCAAGGUUUCGGACCUCAACCCCAAUGCGAAAGCAUGGGCCAACCACAUGUUUAGCCUGGACCCCAGCGGGACUGCCGACACCACAACUGCUGCCCUGCAGCCAUGGAAGGAAGGCUGCGAUAGUUCGGCCGACCCCGGCCCAGAAGGCUAUGAAGCCAGUGAAGACAAGGCUUACAAGGAGCCCCUUCUAACCGACCCAGAUGAGCCUCCACCGGUACCAGUAAUGCUGGCUGAGCCAGCCGCCGUCACUCUGGAGUGCUCCGAGCCAGCCUACACAGAACACCCCGAGCCUGGGCAGCCAGGGCACACAGGCAGUGAUCCCCAGCCUGACAACCCCCAGGAGGGCUUGAGAGAGCACCUGAAGAAGACCCUGGAGUUCUGUCUUUCCCGGGAGAAUCUGGCCAGUGACAUGUACCUCAUCUCCCAAAUGGACAGUGACCAAUAUGUGCCAAUUGUGACGGUGGCCAACCUGGACCACAUCAAAAAGCUCAGCACGGACGUGGAGCUGAUUGUGGACAUCUUACGAUCUUUGCCAUUGGUCCAGGUGGAUGAGAAGGGGGAAAAGGUGCGACCCAAUCAGAACCGCUGCAUCGUGAUCCUCAGAGAGGUUCCAGAGAGCACGCCCAUAGAGGAGGUCGAGGCUCUUUUUAAGGGGGACAACUUACCCAAGUUUAUCAACUGUGAAUUUGCCUACAAUGACAACUGGUUCAUCACUUUUGAAUCAGAAGCAGAUGCACAGCAGGCAUAUCAGUAUCUCCGUGAGGAAGUGAAGACUUUCCAAGGGAAGCCAAUAAAGGCGAGGAUAAAGGCGAAGGCAAUCGCUAUCAACACUUUCAUACCAAAGAACGGUUACCGGCCGGUGGAGGUGAACCCAUACGCUCAGCAGCGCUACACAUCCUACUACAUCCCGCCGGUUUACAGCCCCCAGCAGCAAUUCCCCUUAUACAGCCUCAUCACGCCGCAGGCCUGGUCGGCCACACACAGCUUCAUCGACCCCGCGCUGGUUACUCCAUUUCACAACAACCAGUUCAUCAACGGAUUUACAUCACACAGUUUCAAACCAGCGACGUCGCCCCUCACUGUCAGACACUACUCGCCCAGGAACAGGAAUCACAGCAAACCUCACCUGAGGCCGACCAUCCCCACAGCGGAUCGCAGCACUGGGCUACUGGACAACCCGAGCUUCUUUGCCAGCUUUCCCAGCGAGAGGCUCAAUGGGGCUCGCAACAGCCCGCCAACGCGACUCCCCACCAGCCAGCCCAGAACCAGGUUACCCUCCACUGCAGCCUUCCCUCGCAGGGACACUGUGGGCACGGGGCGAGUAACGGAGCCCGCAACCACAGACUACUCCCUGGGGAUCGGCCGAGGAAGGAAAAAUGUUUCUGCUUCUAGGAAAAAGAGGGACGAAAAGUUUACAAGAGUGACGCCUCAGUCGCCGCCUCCGCCCCCAAAACCUCCAUCUCCAAGCUUCGAGCUGGGUCUCUCCAGCUUCCCUCCUCUGCCCGGAGCAGCCGGCCAGCUCAAAACUGACGACGUCUUUGACAGCCGACUGGCCAGCAGCGUAGUGGUCGGAAACUCCAAGGAACGGAAUGUAAGUGCUGAAUCCAGUAGUGGAGGCACUCUCUCCCCAGCGGGUCCCAAAGAGCCUCUCCGGUCUUCAACGUCCCCGAUGGCCACAACCUUCCAGCCUUCGCCGACCACCCCGACCACGACCCCCGCCUCGACGCUGACCCCUUCCCCUGGCACGCCGCACAGUCCCGCUCCCUCCCUCCCAGUAACGGAGGUGAAGGUGACAGAGGUGAAGCCGAAGGAGGUGCAGCUGUCUGUGGAGCGAGUUCCUGGGACUCUGUCCACUGCAAGCAAAUCGGUGCAAGUCAACGGUGCUGCCACAGAGCAGAGGAAGCCCUCCUACGCCGAGAUCUGCCAGCGGGUGAAGGAUGCCCCGACGUUACAGCAACCCACCACCCCUAAGGAAGCUAAGCCAGCCUGCGCCGCCACAGCAGGCGAGGAGAGGAAGUGCCCCGACGCCUCCACGCCUUCAGGGGAGGCCAAGGCCAGAGAGACUUACCACCCCUCCUCCAAACCCGGUUCAACGGGUUCCACCACAGGCAGACCCCCAAAGGAGCUCCGAAGGCCGGGUGGGCGGUGGGCCUCUCCGCCCCCACACCCAGGGAAAACCCCCAACAAAGAUUCCCACCACACCCCACCCAAGUCCCCGCAGUAGGGUGACUCCCUUUCCCUCCCCAAGUCCUCCAACCCCACUACUAUGCUCCACAGAUGUGUUUAAAAAAAUAAAGGAAAUACAAGUCAGGGCUACUUGAUACUUAUAUCCCAGAAUCACCCGUCACAAACAAGCAUAGAGGACGCCUUCUUUUCUGGAUCAGGGCUUGCAGACAAAAAGCACUUUACUGUGCAUGUAGAGCACCGUUUCUUUUUCUUUAUAUUCUAUUUAUUGUUUUUGGUUUUUCACUUUUAUUUCUCCUUUUCUCUUUUUGCAUUACGUAGUGGUGUCAGCCUGUCAGGUGGCACAGACAACACUGAAAUUUAUUCAUUCUGUCCAAAUGGCCUUGUGGGAUUAAAUUAGCUGUGUGCGUGCGUGCGUGCGUGCGUGCGCGUGUGUGUGUGUGCGUGCGCGUGUGUGUGUGUGCGUGCGCGUGUGUGUGUGUGCGUGCGCGUGUGUGUGUGUGCGCGCGCAUGUGUGAGAAGCAGCAGGGCAUUGUUGGAAGCCACCCCAAAGGAUGAUGGGAAAGGGUGCAUAAAACAGACUCCAUCUUGUUUGGCUCUCAUAAUGAGGGGUUUGUUUGCAUGUUGAGUGGCAGCAUUGUGAAACUUUAAGUGGCUUAAUUAUGGGUCAUUAUUAGUCUUUUUGUUUUUAAAUACAUACUCACAUCCAUAUGCAACUCAACAUCACAAGAAGACUUGGAUCCUUUGGUUUACAUAGAUUCUUUUGCAGAUUUGUUUACACUAGGUGGCUUUUGUGUCUUUUUUCUUUUUGGCUUUGUUUGCAAACCAUAGUUGGCUGUUGGUACAGUAAUUGGUCAUCCUCCCCUCGGCAUCUUCUUCCUCUGAUCCUGUUCUUCUUAAAGGAUCGCCCCUCCUGCUGUUAUUCCCUCUCUGUUUUCUAACAUGCUAACUCACCAUAGUGUUCGUCUGUGGCCUAACGUGGGGUCAGCGCUGUUUUGUUUUUUAGUAUCACACAGGAAGGGCACAUGACUUUCUCUAAAACGAGGCAUCUGUUGGAAAAGUGGAAGUAGGUGAGGUGUUGCUCACACUGCAUGUGUGUCUGAAGACAUUGAACUAGUCAGGAAGCUAAAUUCUAUCCCCGCUUUUCAUUUCCUGUCAAACUGUGGAUCAUUAUUGUGGAAGGAAGGAAGAUGCAGGGCAGGUUUUAGGCUGACAAACUUAAAAUCGAGCGGUGACGAGGAAGCCGCUUCUUCCCAUCUGAAAGGGUUUUGUUUAUUCUGGAGGCGAGGAAACGAUGGCAAGCAGGAAGGAGGAAAUUAACACUAGCUACCAGCUAUCAGUUCAGUAAACACGUCUGUUUACAGGCGCCAAAUGGAGGUUUUUUUGGUUUUUGUUUGAUUUUCUGAAAAUCUGCUGAGACAGAAUGACUCAUCAGGAAGCUGAGAUGUGUGUUAGUUUCCUUCCAUAAAAUGGCACAAGUCCAGAGUUCAGUGUGGCGAUUUGAUUGGAUCCAGUGGGAAGUUUCCUGUUCAAACUGUUCAAACCUCCUUUCAAACGGUGGCAUGUUUGUAGUUCUUUCUCCUACUUAUGGUGCUAGAUAUCAAAACCUGGAACCUGUUACUACAACUCCUCUGAUACUGUAAGUAGAAAUACUUGAUUUACAUCUGCAGAAUUUUAAUUGCACUGUUGUUGUUUUCUCAGACUCUCGCAAGCAAAUUCAUGCGAUUAAUCCUACCUAAAGUGAAAAAAGGGACUAACUUUGUUUUGUUUUGUUUUUUGGGGGGAAAGUUGGGGAAUGACACACAGUUCAGUUUUCCAGGAAGUUGAUGAACACCCUGCUGCAUCAUCUCCAUUGACACAAUCACUGAAGCCUUUUUGUUUUGUCGGUCAUGUUGAAGCGUCUGUGCAGCAUUAAAUUUUUGAAGACUGAUGCUUAAAGUUUUUUGUUCGUUUGUUUGUUUUUGGUUGGUGCUGCUUGAAUAGACAUGCAGUGGUUUGGAUUUUUAACUUCUGGUUUCGUGUCAGUGAGGAUUUCGUUGGAAAGUGGUGAAAAUGGGGAAUUGGGAUGGUUGAAUAGACGAGUAUAUUUUUAUGAAACUAAACUGAUGAAGGUAAAUAAUGAGUGGAUUUUUGUUUCUUUUGUUUUUUUUUCUGGAACGUGGUUUGCAAAGUUGAAGCGAGAUAGAGAUAUUUUGGCUUUGGGGGUCCUGUCGGACUCGUGAACAGCCUUAAACCAAACAUUUAAGUGCUGGAAGGUUUGGAGCAGGAAUGUGUGUAAAAUCCAUCCUUGGGGUGAAAAUGUUCCGCUGUUUUCCUCAAGUCUAUACCACUAGGAUUGUUUAUUAUUGUUGUUUUGGGGUGUUUUUUCUUUUCCUCCUCUCUGUCGGCGUGCUUUGUUGUUUUCUUCUAGUUUGUUUGCACUCUUUGAUUUCUCCGAAAAAAUUGGAAAAGAUCAACCAGAGCACACGGGGCUUCCUCUGUUGCCGCUUCACUCUGGUUACCUUUGAUAAAUGGCAGCAGACAGGAGGAAGAUUUAAAGCACAGAGUAAGAGGAAACAUCCUUUACUCACCUUGAGCCUGGCUCGUUUGAAGCGCUGGCACCCAGUUGGUGAGAGCUUUCAUGGGACAUAAUCGAAGCAGUGAUUUUAUACCAGAGCUGGUGGAAAAUUUUUGCAUCCUGCAUCAGAGUGAAGUACCCAUAUCGCACGUUCAGGGAGGGCAGCUCCAGCUUUGGUUGGAAGGUCUGCCUACUGUAGCAACCACUUUGGCAGAUAACCAACCGAGUGUGUUUUUUAAUUUGAAUGUAACUGUCUGGAAAAUGACUUAAAAGACUUCCCUCCCUGCUCCUCGGUCAUGUGCUCGGGUUCAUCUUUUGAAGUCGUCGCCUAAGAUGCAAAAACACCCGUAACAAAAUAAAUAAAAACCACUGUACUAUACACAAUAUCUGUUUAGGUGGGACCUCGCAUGUCUCGCUGAAGUCUUCCUGCAACAAAAAGCAUUCUGGGUAAUCCCACUAAGAGAAAACAGGAGCCUGGAGAAGGGAAAGCUUCAUUUAAAGAGCCUGUACUCCUGGUCAGAGCUGCUUUUGAUUUGGAUGCUACAGCUUGAGUUUAGUGAAAAAAGAAAAUAUUUUUUUAUUAUUUUGAAGGACUGAGAUACACUUGGAUGGGUCUAUUAUUUUCUUUUUGUUUUCCUCAUUGGUGGAAAUGGUAAAACAGAUGUAAAUGCACCAUAUCCACUUAUUUAUAAAGCAGUGCUGUUUAUUCCACAAGAAAUAUCAUUAAGUUUUCUUUUUGGGAGAAGGAAAAAAGAUGUAUUGAGCUCUCAAUAUAUAUAUACACACACACAUAUAUAUAAAUGUGUGUUUGUUUAAAAAAUCCAUCCAGUGUUUGAGAAACUUGAAUUUUAUUUAAACUUGAAAAAUGACUUUGCCUUAACUUUUCUACAAGACAAGCAUAGAGUUUAUUUCUUUUCAGAAAAGAUCCCCAAAAUGUUAACAAAGCGUGAGAUGUGGAAAUAUUUAGUCACACCAGACGUCACAAGUCUUACUGCGAGAGAGAGAGAGAGAGAGUACAAAUCUAGCAGCGUUUUCUUUCUUUUCCUACUUUUUGUUUUUUUGUUUUGUGUAAAAUGUACGAAAAUCUUGGGUCGUUUUUUUGGUUUCUUGUUCAGUAGUUUUAGGUUUUUUUGAUUUUUUUGUGCAGGGGGGUGGGGGGGGAUAAAAACCUUGUAAUUGCAAAUCUAGUCAAUACUGUAUUAAAUAUGUGCACUUUGAAGUGUGUGCUUUGCUUGUACAGAUGUAAAUACUCAGAAAAAUAUAAGAGGUACCUUAAAAUGAUUAUAAAAAUAUAUUGAUCCUUGUUAACUAUAAUGUCGCUAUCGAGCUGGAUGUAGAAUAUAAAAGAAAAAAAAAAAAGACGUGAUGUCGUGCGUUCGGAAAUAUUUUUCUUUAACUACUAUUGUUUUUCAGUUUGGGUGUGCUGAGUUUGAUUCCUGCUCCGCUCUGCAGUGUGAGCAGGUCAUUUAUUGUAUUGUUUUUUUGUUUCUUUUGUUCUUUCAUUCCUUUUUAUUUUUUUUGCUGUGCGUUCGGUCUCACCUGGAUGCUCAGGUGCGACAGUAACCCCGCCCUCCCCCUCCUCUGUGUUCACAGUCUGUGGUUCCGACAAAGCCGAGUGUCCACCGGCAUCCUCUUUGAAGCUCUGGCUUCUUUUUCUUUCACUGAUACAGUUGAUUUUGGGGGAAUUUUCCUCACAGUGUGUUUGCUUUUUGGACAGUCUGAAUGAAGCUUUUAGCAAAACAAAAACAAACAAAAACAAAGCACUACAUGUUGGAUAUUUACUCUGUUUUUGCCAUUGUUGAGUACUCUGCUAACAAUGCCAAAAGAUGAGACGUGACAUGAAAGCUGCAGCUAAAGGCAUUAAUGCAAAACUUUAGGUAACACUAAUACUUAAGAUGAGAUGUUCAUGCAUAUGCAGCUCAGUAGGCUAUAAUCAAACUGCACUGUGUCCACAUUGGUCGGGCAGCAUGACUAGACUGCAGCUUUUAUUUGAGAAUAUUAGAAAUCCUCGUUCUGGUUCCAAAUAUCCACCAACUCUGCUUAACGACGACCAUCUGAGGGCUUAUUUUAUCGGUUUUUGUCUGAUGAGCUCAAACUCUAUUUUCUCCUUUCUGUCCAGAUUUUAGGAUAAGUGAAUAUCACAGUUUUGGGGGUAAAUUAGAUUUCAGGAAACCAAAAGUCUGAGACCAGGAAGCAUUGAAGCUAGGUUAGGUUAGCAGAAACACUGGACGCCUGGCUCUGUUAUGUUUAAAAAUUUGUUUCUUUAAAUUUCACUAGUCAACACAUUUGAUUUUUGCACAUACACCAGUUUAAAUGUGUGAAAAAAUAAAUAGAAACCAAAUAAAUAGCACAUUUCUGUUGUUAGUCAGUGAACAGCACAUAAAAAAGGCAACUAAACCUCACAAAUCUUUUUGUGUGGCAGACCGCGUGCAUCGGAUUAUUGGUUGUUACGUGUUUUGUUAGAUAAGCCAUUUUUUUUGUUUGUUUUUUCCAAACAGAGCCACGUGCUUUAUUAUAAAGGACAGGCAAAUACCCAAAAUACAUUUUUAAAAAAUUAAGUUUUGUUUUCAUAGAACAGCUAAAAGCUUUCCUGAGAAGGACUAAGCUUCAGUUUUAAAACGGUAAUAGUUUUGCUAGACGUUGUUUCUCAGAUUGAGUGUUUUUCACUGGUUUUUGUGCUUGGCCCUGUCAUGUUUAUUUAAUGGGUUUCUUAGAGCUUUGUAACUGAUUUUUGGAUUUAUCUGUGAUAAAUCACAGCGUUCAGAUUGUACCGACCUGCACAGUUAGAGCCAGAGAUGAUCUUGAAAAGCUAUUCAACUAUCUUUACCCAAACUGAACAGAAAUUUUGCUGCAGACCAACAGGGGGCGCCCUGAGUGAACAGGAGUGAAUGAAGCAGGUUUUGUAGUUUUCACAAUCAUUGAUAAAUUGUCAGAUUAGAAAUAAAACACUUGGUGGGCUUUUAGACUUUGCACAUAAAAUCCCAGUGUUCUAAUCCUUUCAGAUUGACUGGAUUUACGACAGGAAACGCUCUUUUGAUGGUUUCAGUUUUCACACAAUGAUGAGAUGUUAGAAGUGUAGAUGAGCCACAGUGGAAACUUCAGUGUGCGUAUAAUAAGCAGCUGGUGGUCGUGGUGAUGCCAUCAGGAUACCAUCGAGGUGGUUCAUGCUCCACUGAUGUCUCUGGCAGAAAGGCAUUUUACUACAGUCGGAAACCUGUAAAAAUCUAAAAAUUGAGCUUUUAUUCAUCAUUUCAACCACUUCUGUCAGAAACAUGGUGAAGGAAAGUGUUUACUGGAAGUUUAGAGAAUCGGAGGAGUUGAGUAUUUCGAAGUGUGCUGAUAGAGAUCCUGUGCAUGGUAAAGCUGUUCAAGUCCAAUCUGACCAACUUCAGCAAAUGUUGUAUUCUCGGUUUAUCCGUUUCUCUGUGCGUUUGGGUCGGGGUCCAGUAAUCCCUUUGGUCUGAUUUCAUUUGUUAAGCAUUUCAGAUGCUGGACAGAAAACCAGAGCUUUUCAGACAGAAAUCAAUAAAAAGAAACCCUGAACCAUCGAAGCUGGCCAAUCAGCAGCUAAACAGACUUUGACGAACCAUCGGGCGGAUGCUGGUUUGCUGAAAAGAGCGAUGCUUGGUGGACACUUCUUGGUUUAGUCGAGGCGAUGUGAUGUGUGACGCCCAUCAGAAGCUUCCCAGUGAAGCACAUCUUGAACACUCGGCACUUGAGGUGGGAGAUUAUUGCAGCCUGCCGCCAGGUGACGUCGAGUCUCGGGCCGUCGGAUUGUGCAUUUCAUUUUAAAAAAACAUAAAAAAAACAAGGCGACUCGUUGGAGCUAAAAGUUUCCCGCCCAGGUGUCGAUGUGAGCGCGAGACAUCCAAGGAGCCAAAAACCAUUCGACCCGCUCUGUGCAGUUUUGUUUCUUCUCUUCAGAUUAAUGUUUGUGAUUUCUUGUUCAUGUUCAUCAGCUCCAAGGUUUCCUCUCCUGAGAAAUAAAUGUACAAAUGUUUUGGUUUUUUCCUAUGUGCUUUUUUUGUUUUUUGGGGGGGUUGGGGGUAAAAGGCUCAACUGGAAUGAGAGUAGUUUACCUUGUUCAGAGCGAUGUUUCUCACAUACAGUACAUUUAACACGCAGGUUGACAUGUCUGUUAAAACCAUUUGAUCACAUGUUGGACUGCAGUUCGAUGUGGCAAAGAAAACCAAUAACCGUGCCAUUAUACAACAGUCGUUUUUGUCUUGGCUGGGCAGUUUAACCUGUACAUACAUAGCUGAGCGCUUACCGUCUCGGGCUUUUGUUUUUGUUUUUUACUUUAAGAUGUGAUUUUUCCUGUUACUGGAAGCCUGGAGACACCUUCAGUUUGACACCAGUGACUGUAGGAGCGUUUUUCACGCGGUGUAACUCGCGGUGGAUCCCCCGCCUGAGGUCGAGGCGUCGUCUGCCUCUGGUGGCCUCGAACUUUGAGAAUACAAACUGGGCAUCUCUGAACUGUGAAUGUGUGCAUGUGUGGAAUAAAAUAAAAUGUACCACCCAGCUAAUCCAGGCCGAUGCAAAAGUGACUCUUUCCACAAGCGCGGUACCUCAGACUGGAUGGUACCGCUUUCAAAGGGAUCUCUUAUUUUGGCGGGAAAGACUCGCCGCGAGCUCCUUGUGCCUCUUCAGUCUUGCCGGCGUUCAUCCAGAUGCUCAGUGGUGGCAUUUUUGAAGGAGCUCCCUUUUCCUCGUGGACUUCUGCAUGGAGCGUCACACUUCAUAUCAGCCUGUUGGUCGCCUCAGACCUCCUUCCUGUUCGUCCCUUUUGACAGUGCCAUUUUUCUUCUUUUGGGUUUUGUUUGUUUUUGUUUGUUUUGUUUUUGUUUUCCCUCCCGGAGGGUUGCAUCUUGUCGUUUAAAAAAGAAAAAUAGACCCCCUUGUGUUUUUGUGUUUUCAUUUUGUUUUUCAAAGAUGUAUAACAAUGAAUGCACACCAACUGACUGGAAGGACUAUGAACUCACUGUGGUUUAACUCAUUAACACUCUUACCAUGAUACGCUAACAGCUGUGGACAAUCGACGACUCCGUGUUGGGGUUUGGACAGAUAAUUUUGCCUAACGACACCUUUAACAGACGUGGAAUGGAGGUUUGCGAUCAAGAGGGCUUCUCUCUAUUUUCCUUUGUUUUUUGUUUUGUUUUUUUUUAAAUCUGGAUUUGGUUUAUUUUUUUGUUUUGUUUUUAUUUUUAUUUUUUUUUUGUUUGGGUCUUUUCUUCCAUCGAGACUGGAAUCAAGCGUACAUGUCAGCUAUAGAUAAUUUAAGUUACUCUUGUGUCAUGAUGUAAACUGUCUAAUUUGGAGAAAAAAAAUGUAGCUUACUGAAAAAUAAAGAUUUAGGCACUGUUGAGGA